This is a messenger RNA of Pogonomyrmex barbatus (red harvester ant), 1854 nucleotides long. RefSeq lists its product as uncharacterized. The record is from RefSeq and is a predicted model, not a curated record. Lineage: Eukaryota; Metazoa; Arthropoda; Insecta; Hymenoptera; Formicidae.
GGAAUGGAAGCGGCGGCUUCAGUCGGCCGCGAACCUCCGCCGAAGAACGGUCCCCAUUGUCGGGAUCAACAGACGGUCCGGGGUAUACCCUGUUGACCGCGACCGAGAGACACCUUCGAUCUUCGAAGAAAGAGGAACCGAUCCUUUUCCUCCGCGCGACCUCCGCAAAUCUGCGGAAACGACCGAUCACCAAUGUGCGAAAUCGGAAGCGAGGCGAGGUUCAAAGAACGAGAAUGAGGACGAUUCUGUAUCGCGGCUUCUCCUUCGAGUAUCUCGACGAAUAAACGACGUGUAAAGUAGACAUGUGGAAGUGCUGGGUCCUGUUUCUGUGUGUCGCAGGUUUAUCCUCGGCUAUUUCGGAAUCGUCAAGUCGUUUCGACAUUAGUCCUUUGGCUAAUCGCUCUAUAACAUUGCGACAGCAUGAACCCGUGAGAAGAUUCGCAUGUCCCGUGGGAUUCUUUCGGCUGAAACGAUUCUGUUAUUAUCUGAGCGCCGGCACAGCACCAUGGAGGGACGCGUAUUUUCACUGCAAGGAUAGAAAUGCCACUUUGGCAAUAUUAGACAGAAACGGAAAGGACAAAAUGUUGAGGAAAUACUUGAUGGGCGAACAGUUCACGAAAUUGGAGCGAUGGAUCGGCGGAAUUUUCAAUUGGCAACAGAUGGCCUGGGAAUGGGGUGUAACAGGUGAAAAGAUGGUUUUCCAGAGUUUUGGAAAAAUGGAGCCCGGAAGGUCCAAGAAGUAUGCAUGGCACUGUAUUAUAAUGGAUCCCGCGUUAAAAUAUAAAUGGAGUGCGAGAAGUUGCGUGGAACGGAAGCAUUAUAUAUGCGAAGUGCCUGCAGGUCGUUUAGCCAGAAGACGCAAAAAGUCGGAUCCCUUCGCGCCACAAAAUCAAAUAUUAAAAUCUAGAAAGAAGGGCAAGAAGUAUUUAGACGGACAGAGAAAACGAGAUGGAAGAAAGAAGAAUCGAACAAAUUUGAGAAGAAAUUGGACGAACCAAGGAGAGAAUCAACAAUGGGCCCAUGGUGUCAAAUUGGGAUCGCGGCCACCUUCUAAUAUCAAUAUGAUGCAAUCUAGAGAGCGCACACGACAUCGCUCGAACAGAACCCAUCCACAAUCAACCGGAUCGAAGGUUGCACAAGUAAUGCCUCAAGAGCGAGAAUAUGGUGCUUUUCUGGCCAACGGACACAAUAGCCAUCAAUCCCGGAAUUUAGCGGAUAUGAAUGACGUUUUUUCGCAGUUCCACAAUAAGAUUAAUGAUUUUGCGCGCGAAGAGGUUUUGUUAAAGUCGUAAAAAAUUCAUUGUAUCGAUAAUUAGUUAUAAUUGCAGCCUCUAUUUAUUGUAGUUCUGUUACACAAUGUAUACAGCUGAGGGAAAAACCUAUUUAAAAGAGAAAUUUUUACAACACUACUGUUCAACUGCCAUCGCGAUUUUUUUAUUAUAAUAUUAUAAUAUUAUUGACGGCUGCAAUUAUAAAAAUAAAUUUGUCAAGAUUACGAAUUAUUAUUACGAUCAAAAUUAAUCGAAGUAAAUUCUUUAAGGUUCCUCUAAAUAUUUCGAAUAGAAAAUAUAAUCAUCUAUUAAUUAAUAAUCCUAUUAUUAUAGUCGCAUUCGAUACAAUAUCUAAAUAAUCUCUGUGUACUUAUAAAUAUUCUCUAUAUCAUUAUAGAAAAUCAUCGUCUCUCUAUAACUAUCUUUUUCUAGUUCAAUGAUUAUAUCUUGCUAAGCAAUGUCUUGCACAAUAUUAUUUAAUUAUAACAUGUGAGUAAUCUAUGAAAUGGAGUAAUCUACGAAUCAAUAAUCUCACAUUGCCGAUGCAUGUCAUCACUUCGCGCAGCAAUUCUCGAUUAAAAAA